UGUACCAUGAUGUCCCCUAGGUCCCCCGAACAUUCUCCCAGCCACCCAACCAGAUCACCUACGCUUUCGGGUGAUAUUAUUUUCCGUAUAGUCAGGAGCAACUUUCACACAACGAGGGUUAUUAUCAGCUUAUCAAAAACAUGUCGCCUCUACUGUGGGGCUCUGGAUCCAUUGCUCUAUAGAGCUGACGUACUUAUGGUUCGGGAAAGAGUCUUUAAGUAUAGGCGUCAGGCUAGUGAUUGGUAUAUACUCCCCGGCUCUAUGUCUAUGAAUGCCAUGUUACGCAGUCUAUAUGAUUUGGAUAGGUCAGCCCUUCACUGGGCUGUCAAAGACAAUGGUAGUGUUGAUAUGACGGUAGCUCGAAAGUCCAUCAAGGCAGCGCUGGCAUAUUGGCCAGACUACCUCCACGUCAAGAGUGGAAAAAUGGGCGGAAUGACACCGCUUCAAUUAGCAGCUACAUAUGGUGCAGACGAGAUAGUUCAGGAGCUGAUAAAGGCCUGUCCUCGGGUUGAUGCGCCGAUCACAUUAGAUACUGACAUAGGCCCCUGCACAAAGCUUCCAUUAUCCAAAUUUUUGCUAAACGAAGAAUUUAGCGCUACUUCACUCCAUAUCGCUAUGCUCUAUGGACAUGUGCAUAUUGCCGAGACCCUAGCUCGUCUUAUGCCAGAUCUUGAGGAUCCCCAGGAGACUCCGAGUACGAGUACAUUAUCGCCACUAAAUUUGGCCGCCGUGUGCAAACUGCCAUCGGUCAUCAAAAUACUGCAAACUCGAGGCUACCAAGUUCCGAGAAAUGAAGGCCACUUAGGUGACACGGGAUUGACACCCAUGCAUUUUGCAGCCAGCACCGAGGGCAACGAAGAGACCCUUGGGUUGUUGCUCAGUACUGGUUAUAGCAUCAAUGAUGUCGACAAUGGUGGUUAUUGUCCUAUUGGGACCGCAAUUAAGUUUCGUUGCCCGUCUAAUGCUUUAUUCCUAAUCAAGAAUUUAUCAGCUGAAGAAAAACUGAAUAUUGCUGAUAAGUAUUUCGAUAAACUACUACAGUCAGAUGUUUUUCUUCCACUCGUUAAACCCUUAUUGGAGCAUACCAGCAUCGAGCGAAAGCGGGCUCGUCGCUACAAGUACCUUAUAUUAAAGCACUCUAACAACCCACGACGGCGUAGAAAUCUGCUAGACAUGCUUGAUUUCUUAAUCCAUCACCCAAAUAUUAACUUCUCGAAGAAAACACACGCGGAUCUUGAAGCGAAGAUAACCGAAACUCGGGAAGAAGUUGCUGAUGAACUAGUUGACUAUUUCGUAAAGUACUCUUAUAGGUAUAAAAAAUAG
Molecule: messenger RNA, 1323 nt
Organism: Daldinia loculata
Lineage: Eukaryota; Fungi; Ascomycota; Sordariomycetes; Xylariales; Hypoxylaceae
Product: ankyrin
Exons: 1
Coding region: 7-1323 (438 amino acids)
Molecular function (GO): protein binding
Source: RefSeq, a predicted model, not a curated record